GCUUACCAAAGGUGCUUUUUGCCUAGUAGAUUUGAAGAUUCACCAUAUCUUCAAAGUUUAAGUCUUCUUUUUAAAUCCGUACCGCAUUCAAUUCAUCCACCAUUCUCUCGACCUAACGAUACCAUAUAUAUGAACCGUCUACAUACGUCCCCGAAUUCCCUUUGACCGCGAUCGCGAUCGCGACUGCGACCUCGACGUCGUAACGAGAACAUGUCCGUAUUGCUGGAGACCAGCGCCGGCGAUAUAGUAAUCGACCUGUUAGUUGAUUACGCGCCCAAGGAAUGUGAAAACUUCCUCAAGCUCUGUAAACUCAAAUACUAUAACUUUUCCCCCGUCCACUCCGUACAACAGAACUUCUCCUUCCAAACCGGCGACCCUCUUGGCCCUACCUCUGCCUCAUCCGAUGGCGGCUCUUCCAUAUGGGGUCUUAUAUCUGGCCCUUCCAACAAGACUUUCCCUGCCACUUUUCACCCAAAAUUAAGGCAUCUUGAGAGGGGCACUGUUUCUAUGGCCACCGCGCCGCAUCCUUCUGAUCCCGAUAUUCGUCUCGCUGGUAGCCAAUUCAUCGUCACUUUAGGCGACAACACAGAUUAUCUAGAUGGGAAGUCGGCAAUAUUUGGCAAAGUUGUUGAGGGAUUCGAUGCGCUAGAGAAAAUCAACACUGCGAUCACUGACAAAGAUGGACACCCACUCGUCGAUAUUCGGAUAAAACACACUAUUGUCCUUGACGACCCAUAUGAUGACCCCUCGGGGCUACGAGAGCCUAGCCAAUCACCCCAACCCUCUAAGGCGCAACUCGCCACAGUUCGAAUCGCCGAAGAUGAUAACCUGGACGAAGAGGUUGACGAGGAGGCGGCUGAGAAGGUUCGGCGGGAAAGGGAGGCCCGCGCCCAGGCCUUAACCUUGGAGAUGAUGGGCGAUCUUCCCUUUGCCGAGGUCAAACCCCCCGAGAAUGUGCUUUUCGUCUGCAAAUUAAAUCCUGUCACUACCGAUUCCGACCUCGAACUUAUCUUCAGCCGCUUCGGCAAGAUUCUAUCUUGCGAAGUAAUACGCGAUAAGAAGACCGGUGACAGUUUACAGUAUGCCUUCAUCGAAUUUGAAGACAAGGCUUCUUGCGAAGGAGCUUAUUUUAAGAUGCAAGGAGUGCUCAUCGACGAUAGAAGAAUACAUGUCGACUUCAGCCAGAGUGUGAGCAGGCUAGCCGAGGUAUGGAGAGGUGGAGAAAAUGCGAAACGAAAGCGCAAACAUGGAGGCGGCGGAUGGGGUGGUGUCAAGGAAUUAGAGAAAUGGAGGAAGUACAGAGAAGAAGACGAUCCUGACGGCGCCGAGGAUGGUUACAAUAUGGUUCACGGAGAGGAGGAGCUGCGCGGUCGUUACGGACGACAGAGAGACGACAGAAAUCAAGAUGACAGACCUGCCCGAGAUUCCGAUCGUUUCAGGGAUGGGGUCAAGGAUAGGGAUCGAAAUAGUAACGAUCGAGGUCGGCGCCGAGAUGGAAAUCCCGGACGUGACAGAGAUAGGGCUCCACAGCGCCGAAGUAGAAGUCCAAUGCGGGACGGACCUCGUGAUAGGAACCGGUACGAUGAGACGCAAAGGAAUGAUCGCCCUAAACCUCGGUACGAAGACCGACGUCGAAGAGACCAAGGUAGAGAUUACGAUAGAGACCGACCACGCGGUGACAAUAGACGAAGAUAGCUGGUAAUUAAUGACAUCGUUUCCGAACAAGGCGACCAUAUCCGUUAAGCGAACCAAAUCGAUUAAGAUAGGGGCCUCGCUAGAUACCUGUUUGACCAUCCCGGUAUGGUGCUCAUCCUUACGCAAAGAAGUUUCUACAUUUUUGCUAUGCAAAUGUAGCAUUGAACACUUAGACAAUGCGAUCGC
Molecule: messenger RNA, 1881 nt
Organism: Annulohypoxylon maeteangense
Lineage: Eukaryota; Fungi; Ascomycota; Sordariomycetes; Xylariales; Hypoxylaceae
Product: cyclophilin-like protein
Exons: 2
Coding region: 211-1695 (494 amino acids)
Biological process (GO): protein peptidyl-prolyl isomerization
Cellular component (GO): nucleus
Molecular function (GO): peptidyl-prolyl cis-trans isomerase activity; RNA binding
Source: RefSeq, a predicted model, not a curated record